Messenger RNA from Sclerotinia trifoliorum, 3058 nucleotides. NCBI's taxonomy places the organism in Eukaryota, Fungi, Ascomycota, Leotiomycetes, Helotiales, Sclerotiniaceae. The record is from the annotation of a GenBank genome assembly.
ACCCACACCUUCCUAGCAUAAUAAUUUGUCUUGGUAUCUGUAGCUUCUAGAAACAAAUCAAUAGCUUAUUUUCAGUAAUUAAGACAUCUCAUUUACUUAUAUCAGUGAACUUUUACUCAUAGGGAAACGCUACUUUAUAUUAUUAUAAUAAAAGCGUUCUACAGCCACAGUUUCUACUUCAGAACUUCACACCACAAAACACUACAAAACUCCCUCGCGAUUAACAAUGGCUUCCACAGCCGAAACUACUUCCACAGCCGAUGCCUCUUCGCGACCCCGCUAUGACGGGCAGCGAGGCUCAAGAGGGAGAGGGAGAGGUCGCGGUCGAGGCGGAGCUUCGGGAGAGGCUGGUGGUGAUUCUAGACAGUCGGAGAAUCGUGGAGGGAGACGAGGGGCUCGUGGUGGAAAUAGGGGAAAUACCGCUAGCCAUGAAACUCCUAAUACGAAUACCAAUACCAUGAACUCUACAGACCUCACUGCGAAGUCCUCCGCGCAGAAGAAGUUGCCAAAAACAGAUGGAGAAACCAAGAAUGUAGAUGGUGAGCCGGUUGAAGCAGAGGUGUGCUUUAUUUGCGCCUCAGACGUCGAACAUAAUGCUGUCGCCCCGUGUAAUCAUCGCACAUGUCAUAUAUGUGCUUUACGAAUGAGAGCAUUGUACAAGACUAAAGAUUGUGUGCAUUGUAGAGUAAGUCUCACUCUGUUGAACUCGCCAAACUAGACUAAUAUCGUCAAGACGCCCUCGCCGUUUGUUAUAUUCACAGAUAAUGCGACCAAAAAUUAUGAAGACUUCUCGGACGAAGAUAUCUCAAAUACAGAUCCCAACAUUGGUAUUCGAUAUGAGAGUAAUGAUAUACAAGAGGAUACUUUACUGCUUCUGCGGUAUAACUGUCCCGAUUCUACUUGUGAUACUGCAUGUAGGGGUUGGCCAGAUUUGCAUCGUCAUGUUAGAUCCAUACAUCAGAAGAAAAUGUGUGAUCUAUGUACGAGGCACAAAAAAGUAUUCACCCACGAACACGAAUUGUUUGCUGAUAAAGAACUGGAAAAGCAUAUGAGAAAAGGAGAUGACAACCCUGGAGCGCUCGAUCAAACGGGAUUCAAGGGUCACCCUCUAUGCUCUUUUUGUGGUCAACGCUUUUAUGGCGAUGACGAGCUAUUUCUCCACUGCCGAGAGAAACAUGAAAGAUGUCAUGUCUGUGAUCAACUGAGUAAUAACGGCCAACCUCAUUAUUAUGUUGAUUAUAAUUCCCUAUCCCAACAUCUACGAAAGGAUCAUUUCCCUUGCAACGAGCCGGAAUGUUUGGAGCAAAAGUUCAUCUUUUUUGCAACGGAGAUGGAUUUAAAAGCACAUCAGUUAGAUGUUCACGGAAGUACCCUAUCCAAAGACGUCCGUAGGGAUGCGAGGACGGUCGAUAUCUCUACCUUUGAAUAUCGUCAACCAUAUGUACAAGAACGCAGCCGCGGAGGAAGUCAACGAGAGCAACGAGAUGGCCGCGGUAGAGGCAGGGGCAGAGACCCGAACGCUGAACCCUUGGCACCAUCUAGUGCACAACCUUUACGUCGUGAUGAGCAAGCUUUCCAACGGCAAAUGGCAGUACAAGGUGCUCAGGCCGGGUCAUCAAGGGCUUUCGGUGGUCAAUUGACGGCACCUACCCCUGCCCAAGCCAGUGCCAGAGCCAGUCCUGCAGAACCUUCACGAGCUAGCUCCACUAGACCUGCAGCCAAUUCUGAGGGUCUUUCUGAAGCAGUUGAUGAGAUGAACAUAGCUGCACCAGAAUUGACCCCCCAAGAACGAGCUAGGCAACUCCGACAUCGCGAAGUUGUUGAAAGAGCAAGCCGGCUUUUACAGAACGAUCAAACCAAGUUGAAUCAGUUUCGCAACUCCAUAUCUUCAUAUAAAAAUGUUGGGAUAACUGCCAAUGCCCUUAUUGAUGCAUUCUUUGCUCUGUUUUCGGACACUACUCCUGCUGCCCUCGGCACACUUAUUCGUGAAGUAGCUAACCUUUUUGAAGAUGAGAAUAAGAAAACCGCCUUACUAACUGCUUGGAAUGAUUGGCGUGCUAUAAACGAAGAUUAUCCAUCUCUACCAGCUCCUACUUCCAGUAACGGUAAUGCUAUACCUCUAGGUUGGGCAUCUGCGAAUUCCAAUUCUUCAUCUGGCCCACGAUCUAAUCGUGUGUUGAAACUCAAAAAAUCCACUGCACAAUCAUCACGCUCAACCGUUUCACAAAACCGAUCAUGGGGCUCUGCUUCAACAUCCAGCUCUACCUCAUCGCCAGCCCCAUCCUCAUCAAAUCAGUAUAACAAUCCCUUCCCCACUUUACCCUCGUCUCGUCCCAACCAAACCGAUUCCCGUAUAACAACCACACCUUGGGUAGCACCAACUCCUGCAGCCUCCUCAUCUUCAGCACCUUCGUCUGCGCCUUCUAGUCGGGCUCCGUCACGCGUGCAAACGAGGAAUGGUAAGGGCGCUGACUCGAGUGCAUUCCCAGCGUUGCCACCAGCUGCCAAACCGCAAAGUACUAUAUUUGGUUAUGGCACUGGUAUGGUAAGGAGAGAUAUGGGAGGUAAGCCCGCUGCAACCGCGUGGGGAGCAGGAAGCGCUGAAAGUAGUUCGGGGGUUAACGGAGAGGCAGAAAACGCAGAUGCUGUUCAGGGAGGAAGGAAAAAGGGAAAUAAGGGGAAAAAGCAGGUUUUGAUGAAUUGGGGUUAAGGUGUUCGUCAAUAGAAUAUUGAGUGAGCCAUGGGCUGCUAGUUUGUGGCGGUUCGAAUCGAUUGGUGAAUUAGAUCAAACAAUAGCGUGGGAUGAAACGAAAUGAGAUUAGAUGAAAAGGUUAGGAUUGAUCCUGUAUGAUUCCUAGAAAUAUUGGUAUGUAUUCCAGAAGUACAAAUGAAUGGAAUAAUUACAGAGAAUAAGGUUGAUAUUGAAUGUUAUAUAAAUGAGAUCUAGGCUCACUUUUGAUAAUACCUACAAUGUGAUGGAAAUUAAUUUGUAGAAUUGAUAUUUAUAUAGGAAGGAUGCUUAAGGUCUAUAUAUCCUUAGGUAUCUAGUUUAAAUACU